AUGGCCGGUCUCGUCAACUAUCUCUUCAAUACCCUGUCUGCGGCAAUAUUUGGAACAGAAGCAGGAGAAGAAGAAGAGACAAUGCCAACCGCAUAUUACGACUGUGACCGAUAUACCCCUUCCACUGAAGAUGUCCUCUCUGUCAAAGAUGUCCUAUGCAAAGAAUUCAAGCUCCCGCUAGAGCUUGUCGACAGCAUCAUUGAUUUCGCCGAGUACUGGCCUCGAACAACAACCUGCAGGACAGGGGGAGAGCUACACGUCCGAUCAGGUCGAUCAAUUGAGAAUCAAUUUAUGCUACGAUCGUACCCUUUGGGCUACAUUCCAAACGAAGAUGCUCCUACCAUCUGUCCCAUGAUAUCCACCGGAAACCAUGAAUUCCCGGUUAUGCCCGCUCAACCGUACAAUUUAAAUGCAGAUAUUCUCCAGCAUGAUAACAGAGAAGAAGUAUUCUCGCGUUGGACUGAAGCUAGUCAAAUCCGAGGAGAGCACGCCUGCAGAAAGAUAGUCUUCACAAUCGUCAGCCAUGAUCAGGGCUGGGGUGGCAGCAGUGCAGAUAGAGGCACAUACAGAGGGUCUUACACGUGGUUUGACGUUGGCAAAGAGACAAUACACACCUGCGAAGACACUUCCGUCGUCAACAGAAUGAACCGAGAUGCGUUCCCUGUUCUACUUCCCAGGCACGGGGCUCCAGUAGAAUUUGAGGGGAAUGUUCCUCUCGCAUGCACAGUCGAAACGACCGUACCGACUGUUAACUCCUCUUCGCCAGACAGAUUCGAGCAUCCGCUCAUGCCAACCAUGAAAUCCCUGCAAAAGAACCUUACAGCAACAAGACAAUCGCAAGAACACAAGAUUACCUGGUCAUUCCAAGAUAACAUCAUGAAUCCUGAUUCUGUUGCCGGAACGGAUCUGGAAAGCCAAGGACGUGGGUCAGAGACCGCCAACGGAGCCUUUGUUAAAGAUAUGAAGGUUGGAGAUAUAGUGACCGUCUGGGCGAAAGCUAGGUUUCCAGGUUGGGUCAAUAUUGUUGAAAGUGUCAAGAUUGACGUCUACUAUGCGGUUUGA
This is a messenger RNA of Drepanopeziza brunnea f. sp. 'multigermtubi' MB_m1, 1062 nucleotides long. RefSeq lists its product as uncharacterized. NCBI's taxonomy places the organism in Eukaryota, Fungi, Ascomycota, Leotiomycetes, Helotiales, Drepanopezizaceae. The record is from RefSeq and is a predicted model, not a curated record.